AAAGUGUCCGGACUGGAAGGGGGGAAAGUGUCCGGACUGGAAUGGGGGAAAGUGUCCGGACUGGAAGGGGGGAAAGUGUCCGGACUGGAAGGGGGGAAAGUGUCCGGACUGGAAGGGGGGGAAGUGUCCGGACUGGAAGGGGGGAAAGUGUCCGGACUGGAAGGGGGGGAAAGUGUCCGGACUGGAAGGAGGGGAAAGUGUCCGGACUGGAAGGGGGGAAAGUGUCCGGACUGGAAGGGGGGAAAGUGUCCGGACUGGAAGGGGGUGAAAGUGUCCGGACUGGAAGGGGGGAAAGUGUCCGGACUGGAAGGGGGGAAAGUGUCCGGACUGGAAGGGGGGGAAAGUGUCCGGACUGGAAGGGGGGAAAGUGCCCAGACUGGAAGGGGGGAAAGUGUCCGGACUGGAAGGGGGGAAAGUGUCCGGACUGGAAGGGGGGGAAAAUGUCCGGACUGGAAGGGGGAAAAUGUCCGGACUGGAAGGGGGUGAAAGUGUCCGGACUGGAAGGGGGGGGGGAAGUGUCCGGACAUGAAGUGAGGGAACCGUGUCCAACUCGGCCACUUGAGUCAUGGUGUCCUCUAGAA
Molecule: messenger RNA, 581 nt
Organism: Staurois parvus
Lineage: Eukaryota; Metazoa; Chordata; Amphibia; Anura; Ranidae
Source: the annotation of a GenBank genome assembly